Ophidiomyces ophidiicola is the source of this 1578-nucleotide messenger RNA. RefSeq names its product transcription factor, contains a PHD finger motif (gene ASH2). Gene Ontology annotation, molecular function: protein binding; transcription cis-regulatory region binding. Gene Ontology annotation, cellular component: Set1C/COMPASS complex. The record is from RefSeq and is a predicted model, not a curated record. NCBI's taxonomy places the organism in Eukaryota, Fungi, Ascomycota, Eurotiomycetes, Onygenales, Onygenaceae. Bases 1 to 1578 code for a protein of 525 amino acids. The transcript has 2 exons.
AUGGCGACAAAUGCUGCACUCGCCAAUGGAAAAGGAAAACGUACCAAACGCGACGGCGGAGCUCGUGAGAAGCGCGGCGCAAAGCGGCAGGAGCUUGACGACGGAACGACGACGUACAACCGGAAAACAACUGCAUCGGUUUCUAGCUUAGCGAUUCCGCCGUUUGAAUUGUCUAUGUCAAUUCCCAUACCGCUGGCGGAUCCGCGACCCAUCGAUAUUCUCCAUCCGAGACCUCGACAAAUGAACCCUGCGUUUACCACACACUCCGAAUCACUGCAGCAAUCUUGGGCUUUUUUUGACGUCGCCGAUAAGGUGAGCAAUCGCAACGGCUUUAGGUACAGCUACGCCGUUGCGGAUCCUAGAUUGUCCCAUAUUCUCUACCGUCAGACGGAUGUUCCGCCAUAUCAUUCUCGGUUUAGCUUUGAAGAUUCACCUUCUUGCAUUGCUUUUUCUAAAGAUGGUUUAGCAGUCAGCACAAAAGAUCCGUGGCAUUCGGCUCGUGCAAACGUUUGCGCGCGAGAAGGAACCUAUUACUACGAAGCCCGCGUUAUAAGCGGCAUUGUCCGGGGCAAAGCUACUGGCACCUCGCCUCGAGGAAACGUAAGACUAGGGUUUGGGCGUCGAGAGGCAGACCUUGAUGUUAACGUUGGUGUGGAUUGCUAUGGGUAUGGAAUUCGUGAUGUUAACGGGGAGGUGGUGAACCGUAUGCGAUGCGAAUAUUUUUUCCCCAAAGACGAGUCCAUCAAUGAAGGCGAUGUGAUAGGCAUGUUGAUUACAUUGCCGCCAUUGAGUGUGCACAAGAAGAUCGUGGAGGGAACGUAUGAUGUCUCAACAGAUAUCAAUGGAGAUACGUCGAUGCAAAGCAACGGCGCCCCGAAGCCACCCGCUGCGGUGAACUUCAUUCGAGACCGAAUACCUUUUCAUUUAAAAUCAGACUUCCUUUACCAGCAAAAUCACGUUUUUCCUUCCAAACACCUACGAGACUACGCUUUCAAUCUCAAAGAAACGCCGACUUAUGGCCCGCCAUCUCCAGGAAACGUCGAAGAUCCUUCUUUACGCACACUUCCUGGUUCAAGUAUAACAAUUUAUAAGAAUGGAGUUCGAAUGGGCACUCCGUUCACAAAUCUCUACGCCUUUUUGCCUCCUGCGUCUCGUGCCACUCAAGCAGCCAACAAUCUUGGGAUUGGCGAAAGAGAAAAUGCAGAUGAUGGAAUGAUUGGAUAUUACCCUAUGGUGAGCUGCCAUAAUGGCGGAGCGGUAGAAUGUCGAUUUGAGAAACCAUGGUGGGUUGGUCCACCAGAUGUUCCCGACCUGAAGCCAUUUGGUGAGAGAUUCAAUGAACAGAUUGUGGAGGAUGUUGUGGCAGAUAUUGUGGAUGAAAUUGAUGCUAUAUCUAUGGGUUGGAGUGUGACAGAUGCAUUGAAUGCUACUGUAGGCCCGAAUACUGCUGUUGGGAGUGUGCCAGGUACAGGACCGCCAACUGCAGUCAGCACCCCACAGACAGCACAGUCUGUUACAGGAGACAUGAGGAUGCAAACUGAUGAAGUCUCAGGGACGCCAGCUCCUGUGGAUGUUUGA